AUGUAUUCUAUAGAAAAAAUAUCUUAGCUAGUAGGAUAUAACAUGGGAUGUUUAUCACGUUUGAUUGAAAGUGUAGAACCUAAUUUGGGUGAUAUUUUUGAUAAAUUAAGAAAUAUAAGUUUAGUAAUAUAAAUUAUUAAAAUUUAUAAUGAAAAAAAUGUUGAAAAAUAAACUGAAUAUUAGAAUUUAUUAAAAUAAAUUGUUGCAACAAAUGUCUUUAAUACACCUAAAUAAUUCGUUAUUAAAAUGGAAUUCCAUCCUUAAAACAGAGUUUUAUCCAUGGAUUGUAUGACUCAUUAAGGAGUUUUCACAAAGCUUGUUGAUUUAGAUAACGUUAUUCCUGCCACUUAUGAAGAUUAUGUACAUUUUGAUAGAAGAAAACUUUUUAGAGCUACUUUAUUUUUGGAUACUGACAUGAUUUUAUUUAAUAAUUAAUAAUAAGAAUUUUACAUUUUCGAUAAAGAUAGUUAAUGGAAUGAAGAAGGAAUCAAUCAUCCUGAAUUAACUCUUGAUAAACUUUACAAUGAAAAAAAGUGGUUUGAUUAACUUAGAAUUAUUUGA
Ichthyophthirius multifiliis is the source of this 561-nucleotide messenger RNA. RefSeq lists its product as hypothetical. The record is from RefSeq and is a predicted model, not a curated record. The transcript is spliced from 3 exons. Lineage: Eukaryota; Ciliophora; Oligohymenophorea; Hymenostomatida.